GGUAUGUUUUAUAUGUUGUUCAAUUUCCAUGUAAAACAACAUUUUCUUGCGAUGAUUUGGCAAUGUCAUUUUUUCUAAAAACAUGGACCUAACUCAUAACAGACCAGACAUUUAUAUAUAGAACGAGUCUUUGGGCAAAAAUGACCUAGUGGAGAACUAAAAUUUUAGCUGGCGCCACUUUUGAUUUUUUUUUUUCAACUCUUUCGUAACAACCCUAACUGAAGCAUGUUUACUCCCUGGGGCCGAAAUGCGACUAUAGGCGUUAUAUUUUCUACCCCCGUAGCGUCGAUAUCCGACUAUACGCGCGUUAUCAGAACUCCCCAGGACGGCGAUUGACGAGUGUAGUCGCGGCACCGAGAUCAUGCUGAUUGUGACAUGUACUUGUUAAUUUUUGAUAAUCUUGGCAAAAGCAAAAUUAUUUUGCAUACUGGGUAUUAUUUUUUAUAAUUAGUGCUAAUUAGUUCCCUUGUUAAAAUAAGUGUUUGCCAUUAUGCGGCCAUGUAAAGACGAAAUCCACUGUGUUUCGUUGAUACUGUAUUUCAAAGGAGUAAAAUAAUGUCGUCUGCCAAAAUAUUUCUUAAAAUAAAGAAAAUAUUCAUUAUCAUGCAGCUUCUGCCAUAUCAGUUCCGUUCGAUGUUGAUUCAGACGAUGAAAUUCCAUUAUCAGGUAAAUGAAUGGUCGGAAAAUGUUAAGUUUUAGAAGGCUGAAAUAUUCGUACACUUACAUCGAAUACGAUACAAACUGAAAAACAUGAACACAACAAAACAUAUUUUAUAAAAUACAAAAACAACGUGACUACAUAAACAUAUGAUUGUAAAUUUAAUAAUCUUUCAAAGGUAAAUGUAUAUAUUACAAUUUAACUGUCUCAUCGCGUGCCACAAAACGUUUGUGUACAUGUAUACAUCAAAAUUAAAUAAAGGCAUGAUCGAUAUUCACACAAAAACGGGUGUCAAUUUUAAGUAUGCGUUUGUACAAAGUCUUUGUUAAUAUUGUAUUUCUAUUCAAUGGAGUUCAAUGUCUUUACAUGUGAAAAAGUAAGUGAACCAGAAACGUUCAAAUAUUUUCAACGCAGUAGGUUUGUUAAAAUUGUGAAUACUUCGAAGUGAAAACUUUUUCUAUUUGGAUAUAGGUUACGGAUGAAAUAGGAUAUAAGAAUAUUUUUUGAAACUUCGAAGGUUUUUCGUAACUGUCCCUAAGAUGUACCAAGUGCAGGAUUGACUGGAAAGGGAUUACAGGAAAUAUGGAUGAUAGCCUCACAAUUGUUCUCCUCGGUCCAGAUUUCUCUGGCAAAACCGAGUUAUGCAAUAGGUUUGCAGGAAAUGAUUUUAAGGGAGAUACCCCAGCACCUUAUGGCCCAGUAUUUCAUUCAAGGUUAUUUGGACAUGGUCGGAAAAAAGUAUUUGUAGGACUUUGGGAUACACCCGGUCACGAAAGAUAUUUCGGGGUAAACGAAAUGUUUCUGAGACGAACACAUGUACAUGGUAUUGUGUUUGUGUAUGACAUAACAGUCGAAAAGAAUUUUGUUCAAGCAAAGGAAUUGAUGGAAAAGCAGAAAUGGAUACUAGCUGAAUGUGAAGUGAUUGUGGUAGGGAAUAAGUGUGACUUAGAACAUAGAAGAGAAGUAAGCACGUUCAAGGGCUAUGAGCUUGCCAACGAAUAUAGUGCAAAAUUCUUUGAAGUAAGUGCCAAAACCAACGUUAAUGUCCAGCAUGCAUUGAGCACACUACUAAGAUCUGCAUUAGCAAGGAAAGAUAGAAAGAAGGAUAUAGUUCCUGAAGAAAUCGGACAGGAUCCAUUUGCAUUACUCUUGUAUGAAAAAGCGUUGCAAUCAGGAAAAGAGAAAGAUAAGUCAAUUCGUGUAAAUAUAGUUGGAAACUUUAGACAAGGUAAAACGACACUAAUGAGGAGAUUGUUGGGACAAAAGAUCAAGGUUAUUAAAAGUACUGAUGGAAUAGUUGUAGAACAUUACAAAUGUGAAAAAGACAGAAAUGGGAAAUUACGCUAUACCAAAGCAGACGACAUUGAUAAAUCGGAAUAUGUCAAACGCUUGGUCUUUGUCGCUGUAAGUGAAAAGAAAAAAAACACAGAGAUGCAAGUACAAUCAUUGACAGAAUCAAACGUUUUGCACGAUACAAAACCAAAGGUCUUAGAAUCUUCUGUUAAUGAAGAUAACAGAGAUUUACGAAGGGACUUGAAUGCAGAAACAAAGAAUGUGUCAUCAGAUGGAAACAAAACUGCUGAUGUUUUGAAUAAAAUUUCGAUUUUAUCUCAAGAGGAAAAGGGGGUGUUUGCAGAAGCUCUGAAAACCAAUCCGGCAUCUCCGCAGCAAGAAAGGCAAACCGUAUUUGAUAUUUGGGAUUUUGGUGGUCAGUAUAUUUUCUAUGCAACUCAUACAAUCUUUCACAGCAAAAGGGCAAUUUAUCUGUUGGUGUUUGACUUGACUUUAGAUCUGAACCAAUGUAUUUCUGAUGAAAAACAUCCAACUGAUUCAGAACAUAGAAACAUGAAAUACUUUAUACAGUUUUGGAUGAGUUCUAUCCAUUCGUUUGUUGGGUCAGCAGAUGGAUCAGUUCCAAAGGUUAUUCUUGUUGGAACUCACAAAGACAAACUGAGGGGAAAGAAAGACGAAAAAGAAAGAUAUAUCAAAACAUACUUUGAAGAAAUAAGACAGAUAUUUGAUGGAACGAAUUUGUCUAACCAUAUUCAUUCUGAUGACUUUGCAGUUGACAAUACUGAUUCUAAAGAUCCCUCACUAAAUUCACUGCGUGAAGCGAUCAUUAGAACUGGAGAUAAACUAUCAGAAACAGUUGAAAUACCCCUGAAGUGGAUUCAAUUGGAGAAGUCUCUGCUGGAAAGAAAACACCUCAAACUUAUUUCAGUUAAGUUCGUCAUGGCGAUAGAUUCAGAAAAUGAGUUUCCUUUAGGUGAUAUGGAACAGAUCAAACUAUUCCUUCGUUAUCAUCAUGCCAAAGGCACACUUAUUUAUUUUGAUGAAGAACCAAUAUCCGAAUAUGUUGUGCUUGAUCCUCAAUAUCUCAUCGAUGCAUUCAAGUGUAUAAUCACAGCCGAAAGAUUCUGCACAAAUGAACCAGAAAUCCGUCCACUUUGGAAGAUGUUACUGUCAGAGGGAAGACUUGAGAAACAGCUGAUUGACCGUCAGUGGGGAAAACCUGAUAAUGAACUCGACAUGUUUAUGCAAAACAAAGAAAUCCUUCUUUCAUUUCUUGUGAAGCAUCACAUUAUAUCAGAAGCAAAGGCAUUCGAUGAAAACUCCAAACUAUCGUCAGGACUAGGUUGGUUUGUGGUCCCAAGUCUGUUGAGCAACCAUUCAUCGCAAACAGAAAAGACAGAAUUUCUUAACGGAAAGAAAUUGACGAAACUUCACUAUGUGUUAGUUUUCAAUACCUCGCCAAUAGUACCUACAGUCUACCAUCGUUUAGUAUCAGCUGCAAUAGGAAAGUGGCCAGUAGCAAAAGCUGGUAAGAAAACAUUACUAUUUAAAGAUAUGUGUAUAGUCAGACUGAACGUCGACCACGCCGGAAUAUUAGAGAUUAGGCAUGACAGCAUUGAGAUGACAGUUGUUAGUCUGUGUCACGCGACAAAUGUUAACAGUGAGCAAGCUGACAGUUUUCGACGAUUUUUGGAAUCUGUAACAGUACAUGAAUUUCAGAAGCUACGGAGUACAGAAGAGACCAGUGACAAACCAUACACCAUUAUGUUCCGAUGCAAUCAUGACAGUCAUGGUUCAAGUGGAAGCGAAAACCUAAUUUCCUUGGAUGACAUGAGGAGAGGAAAUGUAGUACCAUGUCCAGACUUGAUGCCCCAUGACAUCGACAUGGAAAUGGCAAAGGAAGAGUGGUUUCAAGAGAACAAAAAAAUGACAGUCAUUCCAGACAUUCAGUUGACAGACAAAUUACUUAGUCGCUUGUCGCAGUGCAUUGGUGAAAACUGGCAAUUGCUUGGGCUCGAACUUGGGUUGACGCAAGUUCAGAUAGAUCAUAUUAUUGAAGACCAUCCACGAAGCGCUGUCAUGAGGAUAUAUGCCAUGCUUCAAAGGUGGUGUCAGGAAGAUGUAGAUAAAGCAACACUAAGUGUACUUGUUCAAACCCUGCAACGAUAUACGCAUGUGCACGUUGAUUGGGACAAACUGAGAAACCUUAUAGAUGAACUAAGUUAAGAAGUCACAAUAAACUGAUUCACUGGAACAUCAUAUAUAAGCUGACGGGGUAAAAUUGAAAAUUUGAAAGGUCCACAAGUGAGCACAAUAUAUGACAAACUUGAAUUUAUAUUUAGACUUGACUUACUUCAUCCUGAGAAUGUGAUUAACAUGUUAACAGAUGUAUUAUGUUAAACAGACGACUUUGUGAAGAUAUUUACAUUUUGCUCUGCUUUGUACAUUUUCAAAAGCCUCUUGUGUAAAGUGUAGAAUACAGACACACCUAUGUAUAAAGGCUUUGUUAUGUUAAUGUUUUACUUAUUGAAGAGUUUUGAAGAAGCAAUGUGGUAAGGUCGAUAAGGAAUCGUCGGAAUAUUUUAUUUCAGUACUCGACAGAUUACUUUCUAUAGUAGUCGCGAGCAUUAUCGUGUAUGUGUGUCUAUUAAUUCUCAAUCUCGUGUAUAUUCUAACGAAUUGAUCCUUCACAUUUAAAUGAGUAGGUACAUAUGUAACGCGCACCUGCUGCAUGGACUUUGUUUACCUCAAUUUUACAUGACUUAAAGCUCUGGAGUUACACCAUUCUUAUUAAAACAACCUUGCUCACCGUACACAAGAGCUUACAAGGAUACUGUUAACACACUACUCGAAAUGUUGAAGGAGUGGUCAGUAUUCGCCUUUUAACAUAUUCAUUUAACGUCUGUUCAGAAAAUAGGUUUCGCCUCGCGAGUAUAUUUGAUCCCUUCUUUCAAAGUCUUGGUAGUCGAUUCUGAAAUAUAUUUUACACUCAUACAUGGUCACGUUUACAUUUAACAUUUCUAAAAGAAUAUAACUCUAUCAAUAUCCUUUAUAAUUUAUAAUGUCGUAUCAGUUAAUAUUCAUUUUAGUACAGACAAUAUUCCAGCUUUUAGUUAAGACGUGCGUUUUAAUGUAAUAUCUUUUCAUUUGAUUUAUAGAUAAAUAUGCUGAAGAAAGAAAAUAUUGUUGAAUUAAAUAAAAAAAAGUCUCAAGUCUUUAAAAAUGUUUUAAAUAUGUUCAACAUGUCCAAGAUUUUUCAAACGCCGUUUGUUUUGACCCAACAAACAAUGAAAACUUAUCUUCUCCAAAAGCGCAUAUUAACACUACGGGUAACUAUAUAAAAUCACUAAACAUAAGCCUCAUCUAAAAAAAAUCAAAAUCUGACACAAGAAGAUUUUCGUAAUGUAUAUUUUUGUGAGUGUGAAUAAUAAAUGUGGGCAUUAAGGUGGUAUUUUGCCUGUACUAAGCGAUUCGUGACUAUCGCACAUGAAACUCAUAUUCGGGUAAGCUUUAUUUGGAUAUUUACAGUGAUUAAAUUAUCGUCCCUGAUAAGAAUAUCGAAUAUCAAAAUUAAAGAUGUAUUCAUUAAAUUCAAAAUCUUAACUCGUAAUGGUAUAAAGCAAACAUAUCAUACACCAGCCAGUUUUAUUGGUAUUUUAGAAACUGACCAGGUAUAUGUAGGGAGUGAUUGUUUUCCAUUACAGAAACUGACCAGGUUUGUGUAAGGGAUUAUUGGUUUCCAUUGUAGAAACUGACUGUGUGUAUGGAAUGCUUGUUGUACAUUAUAAUAAGGGAACAAUUGUUAUACAGUGUAGAAUCUGACCAAUGCUUGUUUUAAAAUAGUUUACUGCAUAUACCUUACAGUCUCUAUAAUGUACAACAAUCGUUCCCUACACACACCUGGUUAUUUUAUACAAUUUACAACGAGAACAGUUUUUUGUUUGGAUAAACAAUUACAACGGGUUAAGAAAGUCUUCA
Molecule: messenger RNA, 5929 nt
Organism: Mercenaria mercenaria
Lineage: Eukaryota; Metazoa; Mollusca; Bivalvia; Venerida; Veneridae
Exons: 8
Coding region: 1241-4177 (978 amino acids)
Biological process (GO): signal transduction
Cellular component (GO): endosome; Golgi apparatus
Molecular function (GO): GTPase activity; GTP binding; protein binding
Source: RefSeq, a predicted model, not a curated record